ACAAAGACGCAUAUUAAUCCGGCGCGGCGGAGAAAUUGCUGAGAUAUUAUUGUGGCCGUGGUUGUUUCUUGAAUUGGCGUGACCAAAGUUUACCCCUUUAAUUUGGGUGGCCAUGCGUCCUACAAUCGGAUUUUUGGCUUACCUUCUCGCCGCCUCCUCCGCGGCGGUUCUUUCCGCUUUCUACCUCCACAACCACCACGCCUCUGGCGGCGGUUACGAAUCACCCACGGCGCCUCUUUCCUCCUACAUUAAACUUGCCUCCGAAUCCCCUCUUCGAUCCGAAGCCACAGUUUGGCCGGAGUUAAGGUUUUGCUGGAGGACGGUGUUGGCCACCGUGAUAGGGUUCUUGGGGUCGGCAUGCGGCACCGUGGGCGGCGUUGGAGGCGGCGGCAUCUUUGUCCCAAUGCUCACUUUGAUUGUUGGAUUCGAUACCAAGUCCGCAGCCGCCCUUUCCAAAUGUAUGAUAAUGGGAGCAUCGGCAUCAUCGGUAUGGUACAACCUGCGAGUGCCACAUCCCUGCAGGGCAGUGCCAAUAAUAGACUAUGAUUUGGCUUUUCUGUUCCAACCAAUGCUAAUGCUGGGCAUCACAAUUGGCGUCGCUCUCAGUGUCGUCUUCCCCUAUUGGCUCAUUACCGUCCUCACCAUCAUUCUCUUCAUAGGCACAUCUUCAAGGUCAGCUUUUAAAGGGAUAGAAAUGUGGAAGGAAGAAACUAAGUUGAAGAAUUCGGAAGCUGAACGUCAAACAAUCGUCAAUUCACACGGGGAACUUGAAAUUAAUACCGGAUAUGAGCCUCUGGUCCCUAAGGAAGAGAGAACAGGAUUGCAAUUAAUGAUGUACAACAUGAAUGUGAAGAAAAUGCUUGUUCUAUUUCUUGUGUGGAUUUCCUUUCUGCUCCUCCAAGUCUUCAAGAACGAUGUCGUUGCAUGCAGUCAGUUGUAUUGGUUAUUGAACUUAUUACAGUUUCCGGUUGCAUUGGGAUUAUUUGGAUGCGAAUGUGUGAAACUUUAUACAGAAAGCAAGAGCCGGAAACUCUCAGGGAACCAAGAAAUGAUAUGCGAGGCCGCCAUUGACUGGACAGCGAUGAACCUCGCUUUGUGUGCCCUUUGCGGCGUCGUAGGCGGAACUGUCGGCGGCUUAUUGGGUUCAGGCGGAGGUUUCGUUCUGGGUCCUCUACUGCUCGAGAUUGGCGUAAUGCCACAGGUUGCAAGCGCGACAGCAACCUUUGUGAUGAUGUUCUCUUCGUCCCUAUCGGUUGUUGAGUUUUAUCUCCUAAAAAGAUUCCCUAUCCCCUUUGCUAUAUACCUCACAAGUGUGUCGGUUUUGGCGGGAUUCUGGGGUCAAUUUUUGGUAAGAAAAAUCGUGACAAUCCUAAGGAGGGCCUCGAUCAUCGUUUUCAUCCUGUCCGGCGUUAUUUUUGCCAGUGCUCUUACAAUGGGGGUCAUCGGUGUGGAGAAAAGCAUGAGUAUGAUACAGAAUCACGAGUUCAUGGGAUUCUUAGACUUCUGUAGCAGCCAAUGAGAUCAAAGAAGGGCAGCACAGAAGAACACAUUACUUAAUAAAUGGAGCAAAAAGUCUCGACAUUGGUCAAUGAGUUGUUGACCACUUCCAAAUGCUCAUAGAAGCUAUAUGCUUACUCCACAUAUAUUUAUAUAUAUCCACUUCUGGCCGAGGGUUAGCCAGCGCUAACACAGUGCCAUGCAAGUAGAGCAUUUCCCUGUCUCAGUUUCUGUAAUUCUCUUUUUUUGUUUUUAAUCUUGUUGUCUUUGUUACGUUGUUAAUUAGUGGAUGUACACUAGAGCUCUGGUGGGCUGAUAAUUAGGGCGAAGUAAUUUUUCCUUAAUCUUGUUUUUAGUAUAAUUGCUUUCACUUUUCUUAUUUUGCCCAUCGUAAUU
This is a messenger RNA of Cuscuta epithymum, 1893 nucleotides long. NCBI's taxonomy places the organism in Eukaryota, Viridiplantae, Streptophyta, Magnoliopsida, Solanales, Convolvulaceae. The record is from the annotation of a GenBank genome assembly.